UCACCAUCAAGAUGUCACCACUAGAGAAAGAUACACGCGUGCGUUCUGGCUGAAUGUGUGGUCCACAAUUUUUCACGGCUUUUGCGAUAUCUCUUUUGCUAUUUUGCGGUCACGAAAUUACGAGUAAAAAUGAGCUCGUGUUAUAAAAUGAAUUGAGCAAGUUGACGUGAUACGCGACAGCGCGAUUGACGCAUCAAUCAUGUUGUAAACAUCAGUUAUUCCUAACCGUGUGGAGAGGCGAAUAUCAAGAAGUAAAUUUCGGAGUAAAUCAUCUCGACAAUAUAUUACAUCAUUAUUUUACGAAAUUUUGGGCGUUAAUGCUCAUAAUAUACCGAUGAGAUAUGCGGCAUCAGGUUGGACCAAAUCCUCCGCGAAUCUACCUGCUUGAUUCAUCUAUCGCUACAAACUACAAUAUCUGCGCUUAUCGGAGAGAUGUCCGCGGUAGAGGCAACACCGUUCAUCCGCACCAUCGAGUGGGACAUGAUGGACAAAACAAAGUUCUUUCCACUCAGCAUGCUGUCCUCGUUCUCGGUCAGAUGCUGUCUAUAUCCUCUGACAGUGAUCAAGACUCGGCUUCAAGUGCAGAGACAAAAUCACAUGUACAAUGGUAUGAUAGACGCGUGUAGAAAAAUUUACAAAGUCGAAGGCGUCACGGGCCUUUACAGAGGCUUCUGGAUAAGCUCCAUUCAAAUUGUUUCCGGAGUAUUUUACGUAUCGACGUACGAGGGUGUACGUCAUCUACUCACGCAGGAUACACCCCUCGGACGUGUUGACUCGAAGGUUAAAGCCUUGAUUGCCGGCGGUGCUGCCAGUUUAGUCGGACAAACAAUCGUCGUUCCCUUCGAUGUUCUCAGUCAACAUUUAAUGGUUCUCGGGAUCAAUAGUACUAAACACGGCAGAGUGUACGUGGAUAAGAUGGGAAUGAAUCCGUUGGGUUUGACCCUCGAACCUGGAAAAACUCGCGCACAAAUCUCUGCCGAAAUAAUAAAAUUAAUCUAUCAGAGAGAUGGUUAUCGCGGCUUCUAUCGAGGAUACAUCGCGUCUUUAUGCGCGUAUGUACCUAACAGCGCUCUUUGGUGGGGAUUGUACACAGUUUAUCAGGACGAGCUUAUAAGGGUGCUCCCGGGAUGGUUUUCGCAUCUAUGUAUACAAGCGAUAGCGGGCACGCUAGGAGGCUUUACGACCACGAUUAUUACAAAUCCCCUGGACAUCGUGAGGGCGAGAUUGCAGGUGCAACGGUUAGACAGUAUGUUCAGUGCGUUUAGGAUACUGUGGAUCGAGGAAGGACUGCUUAUGUUCACCAAAGGACUCUCCGCGAGACUUGUGCAAUCCGCGUGCUUCAGUUUCUCGAUAAUCCUAGGAUACGAGACCAUCAAGAGAGUGAGCAUAACCGAGGAAUACAAGAGUUACAUUCGGUGGUGAGCUCCAGAGUUACUAUUACGAUUAAUUUCACACGGACGGAAUGGCGUGCAUUCCAUCCGCAAUUUUUUAUACAACCGCGAUGCGCCCUUCAGUAUGUGUAUCACUUUCUACGCAUAAAAAAAAGUUUCGUCAUAAAUCAAUUAGCAAAUUUACUGUAUGAUAGUAAAAAUAUCCUAUAAAAAAGUUAGAUUCUUACGUAAAAAAAAAAAAAAAAGAAUUAUUUUCUUCGGAGCUAUACAAUAAAAAAAAUCAUGUUCUUUAUAUCAUUAAAUUAUAGUACGUUUUGUGUAGCGAUCGAAAAAGUUAUAGCUUUCGUUAUAUUUGAAUAAAUAAAAUUGUGCAAUCGUGUGCGUGCUUUUCGCGUCAUUGCCCAAAUUCACGCACUGCAAUUUAAUACGUUAGUCCCCCCCCCCCCAAAAAAAAAAGAAAAAAAAGAAAAGAAAAGAAACUUCGAAAAGAGAUACUUUGGUGUACAUAAAACGAUGGCUUCGAAUCUAACAGAACUGUAUGAAAUAGUGACAACUAGGUGAAUUCUUUAUAUAAAUAUAAUGAAGCGCGCAUUUUGUACGCUACUGUUAUGUGUCAGACGGAGUACAAAACUUUGUAACAUGUUACAUUAGAUAUGUUACUGUGAUACAAAUAUAAUAAAUAUGCUCCUAUCCGUGUUUUCAAGACGGCUUGUAUGUUAAAUACGUGUUCGCGUUUGUAUCGCGUUGAGAGAGAUGUGUUAAUGAUAAAAUAAUAUAUAGAUACACACAGAAUCCUAGUCAAAUAUGGGCAUAAUGUGUACGAACGUAUAUACGUAUAUAUAUCGGCCGUCCUGAAGAUAUGAAUUUAGAAUGUAAUAUCUGAAUUAAAUGGAUUACUAACUCAGAGAGAUGAAAUAUCGAUAUAUCAUAUACGUAUACUGUAAAAAAAUUCAAGAAACAAGAUUAUUUAAUACCGCUUACUAUAUAUUGUCUAUGUACAUACGGAAAGAUUGAGAUCCCUGAUAAAUAUUAAGAGGAUGUGAAUAAAUUUUAUCAUAUACAUUAUAAA
Messenger RNA from Formica exsecta, 2460 nucleotides. RefSeq names its product solute carrier family 25 member 44. The coding region runs from base 433 to 1422 and encodes 329 amino acids. Gene Ontology annotation, biological process: branched-chain amino acid catabolic process. Gene Ontology annotation, molecular function: branched-chain amino acid transmembrane transporter activity. NCBI's taxonomy places the organism in Eukaryota, Metazoa, Arthropoda, Insecta, Hymenoptera, Formicidae. The transcript is spliced from 5 exons. Gene Ontology annotation, cellular component: mitochondrion. The record is from RefSeq and is a predicted model, not a curated record.